AGUGCUGGGAUUCCAGGUGUGAGCCAUCUCGCCCGGCCACAUUAAUCCAGCUUCUAAAUAUUGCUUUGUUUUUUGGUGCAUUUCAAAGUUCUGACUCCAGAAGCAAGACACAUCAAGUGCAGUGAGGAGGAGGUCCAGGACCUGGAUAUCAUACUUCGCAGGGAUGUAAUGCACCAGAGACCAAGAUUUCUAGCCAGAAAUUGAAGGCAGUUCAAGGAGAGACUACAGACGCAGCAUCCUACUUACUGGCCAUUUCCCGGUAACAGAAGAAAAUGAUCACAUCCCAGGAUGCACUGAAGACUUUGGUCUGGUCUGGCGUCAAGAUGACCGCCAGGGCAUACACCGUGCCCACGUGGCCCGUGAGGGUCCGCACCUGCUCCUUGGACUCAAUGUCCCACACCUGGGAGGAGUGGGCACAGGAAUCACUGACUCUGGAGGAUGUGUCUGUGGAGUUCACCUGGGAGGAGUGGCAGCUCCUGGGCGCAUCUCAGAAGGACCUGUAUCGGGACGUGAUGUUAGAGAACUAUAGCAACCUGGUGUCAGUGGGGUAUCAAGCCGGCAAGCCAGAUGCGCUCUCCAAGUUAGAACAAGGAGAACCAUGGACAACAGAAAAUGAAAUCCACAGCCAAAUCUGUCCAGAAAUCAAGAGAGUUGACAGUCAUUUACAGAUGCACUCACAAAACCAAAGAUGUCUGAAGGGAGUGGAACAAUGCCAUAAACAUAAUGCAUUUGGAAACAACAUUCAUCAGAGGAAAAGUGAUUUUCCUUUAAGGCAAAAUCAUGAUACAUUUGACUUACAUGGGAAAAUAUUGAAAUCAAAUUUAAGUUUAGUCAACCAGAACAAAAGGUAUGAAAUCAAGAAUUCUGUUGAGGUUAAUGGAGGUGGAAAAUCCUUCCUUCAUGCCAAGCAUGAACAAGUUUAUCCUGAAAUGAACUUCCCCAAAUGUGGAAAUUCUGUGAAUACAAAUUCACAAUUCAUUAAGCAUCAGCAAACUCAAAAGAUAGAUAAACUCCAUGAAUGCACUGAGUGUGGGAAGGCUUUCCUCAAGAAGUCUCGCCUCAUUGAUCAUCAGAGAGUUCAUACUGGAGAGAAACCUCAUGGAUGCAGUAUAUGUGGGAAAGCCUUCUCUAGAAAGUCCAGGCUCACUGAACAUCAGAAAACUCAUGUAGGAGAGAGACGGUAUGAAUGCACUGACUGUGACAAAGCAUUUCGCUGGAAAUCACAGUUCACUGCACAUCAGAAAAUACAUACAGGAGAGAAACCUUAUGUAUGCAGUGACUGUGGAAAAGGCUUCAUCAAGAAGUCUCGGCUCAUUAAUCAUCAGAGAGUUCAUACAGGAGAGAAACCACAUGGAUGCAGCCUGUGUGAGAAAGCCUUCUCCAGAAAGUCCAGGCUCACCGAACACCAGCGAACUCAUACAGGGGAGAAACCCUAUGAAUGCACUGAGUGUGACAAAGUGUUCCGCUGGAAAUCACAGCUCAAUGCACAUCAGAAAACUCACACAGGAGAGAAGUCGUAUAUAUGCAGUGACUGUGGAAAAGGCUUCAUUCAGAAGGGAAAUCUCAUUGUACAUCAGCGAACUCAUACUGGAGAAAAACCCUAUAUAUGCAAUGAAUGCGGAAAAGGCUUCAUCCAAAAGGGCAAUCUCCUCAUUCAUCAACGUACUCACACUGGUGAGAAACCCUACAUAUGCAACGAAUGUGGUAAAGGCUUCAGCCAGAAGACAUGCUUAAUAUCCCAUCAGAGAUUUCACACAGGAAAGACACCCUUUGUAUGUACUGAGUGUGGAAAAUCCUGCUCACACAAGUCGGGUCUCAUUAACCACCAGAGAAUUCACACAGGAGAGAAGCCCUACACGUGCAGUGACUGUGGGAAAGCUUUCAGAGAUAAAUCAUGUCUCAAUAGACAUCGAAGAACUCAUACAGGGGAGAGACCCUAUGGAUGCUCUGAUUGUGGGAAAGCUUUCUCUCACUUGUCAUGCCUAGUUUAUCAUAAGGGAAUGCUGCAUGCAAGAGAGAAAUGUGUAGGUUUAGUCAAAUUGGAAAAUCCUGUCUCAGAAAAUCAUAGCUCAUCACCUACAAGUGAUCUCAUACAGGAUAAAGACUCUGUUAACAUGGUGACUGUGUAGAUGCCUUCUGUGGCAGCUCAGACUUCAUUAAGUAACAGUGAGUUCCAAGCAGAUAGCAAAGUAGCCAUUGUGAGCCAGCCUGUUGCCAGAAGUUCACUCUUAGCAGAUAGUAGAAUUUACACAGCAGAAAAACCUUAUGAAUGCAGUGAAUGUGGUAGUGCUUUCAGUGAUCAAUUACAUCAUAUGUCACAAAACACACACAGGAACAAACUGUGAUACAUUCAAGGUGGAAAGCCCUUGAGUAAAAUCUUAUGGCUGAUAAGCACAUACUCAGAGAAAAUUAGUAUGAGGUAGAGACUGGGAAAGUCUUUUAUGGGAAGAUAGAGCCUCUCAUUAGUGAUCAUCAGUGAGCUUAUAGUUGGUAGAAAUAUAAUGAUCUUGGAAAAGUCCUUGUUCAGAAAUAAUACCCCAGUAGGUAUCAGAGGCUUUACAUAAGGGAGGAACUGUUGGAAGACCUCUGAAGGCUAUGAAUGUGGCAGGGUUGCUAGUGGUACAUUCUGCCUUAUCCUCAGAGAAAAUAAUAUAGAAAUAAAACUGUGAAAAUAGUAACCAGAACAUCUUCAGCAAAAUAUGAAAGACCACAUGAAGCAAAUAAGCCCUGUGAAAAUCUAACAUCAUUAUACAGCAGAUAAUAUACAAGAUGUGUUUUUUAAGACAAUAUACCUUGAAUCACUAGUUGAUAUGUCAAUGACUAAUUAACGGGUUGUCAGUGUUACACAUAAUUGGUUAAACUUAUAACACAAUGUGCCCCUUCCCCCAUUUUUGGCAUGAAUUUUCUAUUCCCAGCCAAGAUCAUUAUAUGAUUAGCUCUUGUGUUUCUUUGAUUCUAGAUUUCUUCACUUGUUAUUUCAGACUACUGAAGUUCUUCAAAAGGAAAUAUGUAUUUAAUAAUGUAACACAAGUUUGGAUGUGUUUAACUUUAGAAAUAUCACCCCAGAGGAAUUAAGUUCAAAACUUAUGAUUGGCCAUGCUCUUAAUUUAGAAGGUAGUCCUAAUCCUAACCCUAUGGUUUGUCUUAUUGUUGGCAUACGCGCCAUUCGGAAUAGUUUGUAUGAUCCAUUUUCUUUACCUGAAACAGUUUCCUUUAUCUAGGAACUGUGGAUGAUGGCAGUGGGAAACAACAAAAUUUCAAGCCAGCAUUUUUAAAAAGCUGGAUUAUAUGCAUGUAUAGUUUAUACAUGCAACUGUAGUUUAAAAAUGCAUAUGCCUGUAUCAGUUGAAACUGUAGUUUAAAAAUGCAUAUGCCUCCAGCAACUGUAGUUUAAAAAUGCAUAUGCCUGUAUGAAUUGAAAAAGACAUAUAAUGUAAAGAUCAAGUUGUCCUGAUAAUUUCUUAUUCAAGGUACAUAUUAUUAUUUGGAGUGGGAAGAGGAAAAGACUCAAUUUUCCUUACAUAAAACAGGUUAUGAAUACUUUUCUCAAAAGUGUUCAUGUCUUAUCUCUACCUAAAUUAUAAAUUCGUGAUAGUUUGUAUAGGCAAUUGUAUACACCCUAGCAGAUACCAAAAUAGAAAUUAAUUAUAUGUAGAUUGGGAAGAUGAAUGAAGGUGCCUGAAUAACCCAGUGGACAGUUGAUCAGAACUACUUUUGUCAUUGAAGAAAAGGAGCUACCAGAAAGAAAUUCUAAGGAUUCGUACUAUUCUAAAAAAAAAUUUUUUUUUAAAUCCUGAACAGAACCUCAUUUCUGUCAUGAGGGGCAGAACAGAGAAGGAAUAGGAUUCACAGAAUAAGCCCAAUUAAAAAAACAAAAUAACUUCAUUCUCUAAAAAUAAAGGACAGCAUGUAAGAUGAAUAAAGGCGAGAUCCUUUUGGAUAUUUUA
This is a messenger RNA of Saimiri boliviensis boliviensis (Bolivian squirrel monkey), 3947 nucleotides long. RefSeq names its product zinc finger protein 613 (gene ZNF613). Gene Ontology annotation, biological process: regulation of DNA-templated transcription. The record is from RefSeq and is a predicted model, not a curated record. Lineage: Eukaryota; Metazoa; Chordata; Mammalia; Primates; Cebidae. Gene Ontology annotation, molecular function: RNA polymerase II cis-regulatory region sequence-specific DNA binding; DNA-binding transcription factor activity, RNA polymerase II-specific.